AUGUCUGCUGCAGAUGAUGACACGGAACUCAGGGAUCUUGUCAUCCAGAACCUGGAGAACAACGGAGUUCUAAACAAGCUAAAGGCAGAAAUGAGGGCCGCCGUGUUUCUGGCCUUGGAGGAGCAGGACCGACUGGAGAAUAAGACCCCGCUGGUCAACGACCAUCUCAAGAAAUGUCUCAGCACCAAAGAAGGUCGUCUGGUGGCCGGUCUCAUCGUGGACUUCAUGCGCGUCUUUCACCUGGACUUCAGCCUCGCCGUCUUUCAGCCGGAGAUCAACGCGCACCCGAGCGGUCUGGACGGUCGGCGACUGCUGUGCGGCGAGCUGGGCCUUUCCGAGGCGGAGCUUAAUGCAAACUCGCCCGUGCUGCUGGAGUUCAUCCGAAGAGGACGACGGCAGGUCGUCGAGGGGCCGCCGGAGGAGAAUGGGCUCGACGUCCACAAGGACCCGGCAGCGGCCGCAGAGCCCGACCGGCAGACGUGCGCCUUCGACAAGGAGCCGGGGUCCCCUCUUCCCUACGCCGAACCGGAACUGCGGGAGGUCGAGUACGACUCCUUUUUCGAGGACCCGCCGCCUCAGCCUCAAAAGACUUACGGAUCGCUGGCUGCUCGCCGUAGCGGACCGAGUCCGGCAGGGUCACGGUUGGACGCGGCCUCGAAGGCGGAGGGAGAAGAAGUCGGAGGAGGAGAAGUCUCGGGAAGGAGCCACAGUCAGGCGGGGUCGACCUCGAGGGAGAAAGCGUCCCGAGAGUCGGAGCUCCUGAGCGGCGGCUCGCUCCAUUUAGACGUCGAUGACGACGAAGACUACGACGACGACUUCAACAGCCACCCCUCGAACUUGUACAAGAGCGGGGCGAGCGUCAGCGAGGAAUUUGAGGAGGGCUCCAUCGGUGGACCCGAAUGCAGCGACAAGCUGGAGGACACGUUGGACGUGAGCGUCUCGCAGCCCAGUGUCGGACUACAUGGUGCAAACUACAUGGAGGAAGUGACCUCGCCGCCAUACGCCGCUCCCUCUUCUUCCCUUGCACGCAAUGAGUAG
Messenger RNA from Nerophis lumbriciformis (worm pipefish), 1038 nucleotides. The record is from RefSeq and is a predicted model, not a curated record. Lineage: Eukaryota; Metazoa; Chordata; Actinopteri; Syngnathiformes; Syngnathidae.